Molecule: messenger RNA, 3324 nt
Organism: Helianthus annuus (common sunflower)
Lineage: Eukaryota; Viridiplantae; Streptophyta; Magnoliopsida; Asterales; Asteraceae
Product: ATP-dependent Clp protease ATP-binding subunit ClpA homolog CD4B, chloroplastic
Exons: 10
Coding region: 314-3085 (923 amino acids)
Biological process (GO): cellular response to heat
Cellular component (GO): cytoplasm
Molecular function (GO): ATP hydrolysis activity; protein binding; ATP binding
Source: RefSeq, a predicted model, not a curated record
AUAUCUUUGAUAUUUUUGGCCCAAGCAUCUAAUCCUAACCAAUCCAACGGUCCGUGAUGCACCACAUCCACAACACCCACGUCACCUUAGCAAUCCGAGCCAUUUUAUCCUCCCUGAACCGGAUGAAAUUGCGUGUACAAAUAAUAUUCAAUGCGUGUGUUACUUUAAACAAGAUAUAGAUUCAUUUAUCAUUAUCAUCAUCAUCAUCCACAUCUCUUCAAUCCUGCCGAUUCACCGGAAUAUUCGCUUCCGUACGGUCUUAACGGUUCUUCUAUCGUCUUGUUGAUUGUGUUAGAAUUAUCUGGUUGCAAUCAUGGCAGGGGCUUUAGUGCAAUCUACCAGCUUUCCUUCUGCAGUUUCAAGUGAAAGCAAAGUCCGUUCAAAGCGAUCUGGCAAUACAAAACGAGCAGUGAAGAUGAUGUGUGGCUUACAAGCUCCUCCAAUGAGGGUGAGGACUUUCUCUGGUUUGCGGGGCGCUAAUGCGUUAGACAACUUGGUCCAAAGAGGCCAGGAUUUCCACUCAAAAGUUGCAGCUGCCACCUCAGUUCGAAAAGCAAAGCCUUCUAGAAUUGUACCAAAGGCCAUGUUUGAACGCUUCACCGAGAAGGCUAUUAAAGUAAUUAUGCUUGCACAAGAGGAAGCGAGAAGACUUGGCCACAAUUUUGUGGGCACAGAGCAAAUUUUAUUAGGUCUUAUUGGUGAGGGAACCGGCAUUGCUGCAAAGGUCCUGAAGUCAAUGGGAAUUAAUUUGAAAGAUGCACGUGUUGAGGUGGAGAAAAUUAUUGGUAGGGGUAGUGGAUUUGUUGCUGUCGAGAUUCCAUUUACUCCCCGUGCCAAACGUGUACUGGAACUCUCGCUAGAGGAGGCCCGACAACUCGGUCAUAAUUAUAUUGGAUCCGAGCAUUUGCUUCUUGGUUUGCUUAGAGAGGGUGAAGGUGUAGCGGCCCGUGUUCUUGAAAAUUUGGGUGCAGACCCAAAUAACAUUCGCACACAGGUGAUUCGAAUGGUUGGCGAGAGUGCAGAAGCUGUGGGUGCUGGAGUUGGUGGUGGGACCUCCGGUAACAAGAUGCCAACACUGGAGGAAUACGGUACCAACUUAACAAAGCUAGCAGAAGAGGGUAAGCUGGAUCCAGUUGUUGGAAGGCAGCCGCAAAUCGAAAGAGUUACUCAAAUUCUUGGACGCCGUACCAAAAACAAUCCUUGUUUGAUCGGAGAACCCGGUGUCGGAAAAACUGCUAUUGCAGAAGGUCUUGCACAAAGAAUUGCUAAUGGCGAUGUUCCGGAAACAAUUGAGGGGAAGAAAGUGAUAACUCUGGAUAUGGGUCUGCUUGUUGCUGGCACAAAGUACCGUGGGGAGUUUGAAGAGAGACUAAAGAAGCUGAUGGAGGAAAUCAAGCAAAGUGAUGAAAUUAUUCUGUUUAUUGAUGAGGUCCAUACGUUAAUUGGAGCAGGUGCAGCCGAGGGAGCUAUUGAUGCUGCUAACAUCUUGAAACCCGCCCUUGCUCGAGGUGAAUUACAGUGUAUUGGGGCCACAACACUUGAUGAGUACCGGAAGCAUAUUGAGAAGGACCCAGCACUGGAGAGACGUUUCCAGCCCGUAAAGGUUCCCGAGCCCACAGUUGAUGAAACCAUACAGAUUUUAAAGGGGCUUCGAGAACGAUAUGAAAUUCACCAUAAACUCCGUUACACCGAUGAUGCUCUGGUAGCUGCUGCCCAGCUGUCAUAUCAGUACAUAAGUGACCGUUUUCUGCCUGAUAAGGCUAUUGAUUUAAUCGAUGAAGCCGGUUCUCGUGUUAGACUUCGUCAUGCACAACUCCCAGAAGAAGCUAGAGAGCUCGAGAAAGAACUCAGGCAGAUAACAAAAGAAAAGAACGAAGCUGUUCGUGGCCAAGAUUUCGAAAAGGCUGGGGAGUUGCGUGAUCGGGAAAUGGAUCUUAAAACUCAAAUAUCCGCUCUUGUGGACAAGAACAAAGAGAUGAGCAAAGCCGAGACCGAGGCGGGAGAAGAGGGCCCCACCGUAACUGAAGCGGACAUUCAGCACAUUGUCUCAUCAUGGACUGGCAUACCGGUCGAAAAAGUCUCAACAGACGAAUCGGACCGUCUUCUCAAAAUGGAAGAAACACUCCACACACGUAUCAUCGGUCAAGACGAAGCAGUUAAAGCCAUUAGCCGUGCCAUCCGCCGUGCUCGUGUAGGACUCAAAAACCCAAACCGCCCCAUCGCCAGUUUCAUCUUUUCGGGACCCACUGGUGUUGGUAAAUCCGAACUCGCGAAAGCUUUAGCCGCUUACUACUUCGGCUCGGAAGAAGCCAUGAUCCGGCUGGACAUGAGUGAAUUUAUGGAGCGACACACCGUUUCGAAGCUCAUUGGUUCACCUCCUGGUUACGUCGGCUACACAGAAGGCGGUCAGCUGACCGAGGCUGUUCGCCGCCGCCCUUACACCGUCGUCCUAUUUGACGAAAUUGAAAAAGCUCACCCCGAUGUGUUCAACAUGAUGCUUCAAAUCCUUGAAGAUGGAAGGUUGACUGACAGCAAAGGACGGACUGUUGACUUCAAGAACACGCUUCUAAUCAUGACUUCGAACGUGGGUAGCAGUGUAAUCGAAAAAGGUGGCCGGAGAAUCGGGUUUGACCUCGACUACGACGAGAAAGACAGCAGCUACAACAGAAUCAAGAGCCUGGUGACCGAAGAACUAAAACAAUAUUUCCGGCCCGAAUUCUUGAACAGAUUAGACGAGAUGAUCGUGUUCCGACAGUUGACCAAACUGGAAGUCAAAGAGAUUGCUGACAUAAUGUUGAAGGAAGUUUUCGAGAGGCUAAAGGGUAAAGAAAUUGAACUUCAAGUGACCGAGAGGUUUAGGGACCGCGUGGUGGAGGAAGGUUACAACCCUAGCUACGGUGCAAGGCCUUUAAGACGCGCAAUCAUGAGGCUGUUGGAAGACAGCAUGGCGGAAAAGAUGCUCGCACGCGACAUCAAGGAGGGCGAUUCCGUAAUUGUUGAUGUUGAUUCCGAUGGCAAUGUGACCGUCCUCAAUGGUAGCAGCGGUGCCCCGCCAGAGGCAUUGCCGGAGCCGAUCUCCGUGUAGACAAAGGCUAGUGUUUUAUCUCUCAACUUAAAUUAUGUAUGUUGUUUUUAUACUGUGCUGCUCUGUCUUCAAUAUUUUUCAUAUAAGAACAUAUAGGUGAAUAUGAACUGCAUGCACAGGGUCAAUAGAUGUUGCAGAUUUUUUUUCCAUAAUAAAAGAUCCUUCUAGAAUGUAUAUUUGUACUGGCUUGUUUCUAUUUAGCAUCCUUAUGGUUAAAUAAAUCUGAUGUUCUAAUGUAA